AUGUCUGAAGCCAGAAAUCUGAUCGCCCAGCUGACAUCGCUGUCUCAACAGUCAGACUUCGAUACGAACGCAGCGACUCUCGCAUCAACCCUACACUUGGCGAAACAGCUUCAAUUAGCGACGCAAAAGCCAGAGGAUGCUGCAAUUGAACUGUGCUUCCACGUAGGGCCCCUCCAUGAGCGGGACAAGCUUGUAGCGGGACAAGCUUCAGGAGUCAGCGCGACAGGAUUAGCUGAAGAAUCAGGAUGUAAGGAGAACCUUCUUGUGCGUCUCUUGCGCCCUUUGUCAGCGCUUGACUUCGUUCAGGAAGCCAGUGAGGAUCUGUGGACUCCUACCCCGAUCACCAAAGCCAUGUGCCUUCCACCCGUUGAAGCGGCACACAUUCACUUUUGGGAUCAAGGCACUACAGCCGCGGUCAAGAUGCCCGCCUACUUCAAGAAAACUGCCUACCGCCAACCAGAAGAUCCACGAGACGGCCUAUUUCAGUACUCGUUUGGCACAGAUAAGGAAGCCUUCGAGUUCUGGUCCUUGCAGCCCGCCGUUAUCGACAAUUUCAACACCUGUAUGACAGGCAUCCGCGGCUCACGACCUAGCUGGAUCGAAUGGUGGCCUGUUGAACAGCGGAUUCUUAACGAAGGUUUGAGUAACGAACCAUCCGAGGUCCUGCUGGUUGAUGUUGCAGGUGGACGGGGACACGAUGUGCAGGCUUUCGGGAAAAAGUUCGAAGCCUGCAAAGGUAGACUGGUCCUGGAGGAUUUACCUGCCGUCAUCGGUGACAUCAAGCAACUUGACGAGCGCGUUGAAAGAGUCGAGUACGACUUCUUCACAUCGCAACCUAUCGUUGGGAUUCUCUCUCGGACUGCCGCAGCAAUGAAGCCUGGCUACUCGAAACUCUUGCUUAACGACUUCAUUCUACCCAAUCGAGACUGUCCAUUAUUUCCUACAGGGUUUGAUCUACAGAUGAUGGCCAUGCACGCAGCGCAGGAGAGAACUGAGAGUCAGUGGCAAAAUUUGCUGGAAACGGCAGGAUUAAAACUGGUGCAGUUAUGGAUUCCUCCUGGCGGAGGUGAGGGCAUCGUUGAGGCAGAGCUACCCCCAACCCACUAG
Messenger RNA from Didymosphaeria variabile, 1107 nucleotides. RefSeq lists its product as uncharacterized. Gene Ontology annotation, molecular function: methyltransferase activity. The record is from RefSeq and is a predicted model, not a curated record. The transcript is spliced from 4 exons. Lineage: Eukaryota; Fungi; Ascomycota; Dothideomycetes; Pleosporales; Didymosphaeriaceae. Bases 1 to 1107 code for a protein of 368 amino acids.